Molecule: messenger RNA, 567 nt
Organism: Closterium sp. Naga37s-1
Lineage: Eukaryota; Viridiplantae; Streptophyta; Zygnematophyceae; Desmidiales; Closteriaceae
Source: the annotation of a GenBank genome assembly
AUGUCGGCUCUGGAUAGAGCCAUCUUCUGCUGGUGGGCCGUGACUGGGUCGAUUCACCUGGUGCUGGAGGGCACGUUCGUUGCAUUCCCGGACCUCAUGAGCAGCACCAGCAACGCGUUCCUUCUUGAUGCGUGGAAGGAGUACAGCAAGGCGGACUCGCGCUAUGCCACGCGAGAUGGCUGUGUGCUCUCCGUUGAGGCGGUCACUGCGUUCAUCGAAGGGCCCGCUUGCUUCCUCAUCCUGUACGCCAUGGCUGCCCGAAAACCCUUCUCUCCCCUACUUCAGUUCGCCGUCUCCCUUGGCCAGCUGUACGGUGACGUCAUCUACUUUGCGACGAGCUUCCUGGAAGGUUCCAAGAACUGUCAUCCUGCCCCGAUCUACUUCUGGGGGUACUUUAUAGCGAUGAACGCAAUUUGGAUUGUGAUCCCCUUUGCCAUCCUCUGCCGCUGCUGGGGGCAGAUCACAGCUGCCAUUGGAGCUGCCUAUGCAGCUGCGGGUAGUGGUGUCGGUGGUGGUAGUGGGGGGAUGAAUGGAGCAGUGAAGAUCAGACGGGCAAAGAGGGAAUGA